AACAGAUCCAUAUAUCCAUGGCCUCUAUUUCUCUCUACUUUGUUGCAUUCCUAAUCCUCUAUGUUUUCACCAAACACUUUCUACACAAAAUCCAAAACCUCCCUCCAUGCCCGUUUCCAUGUCUUCCCAUAAUCGGCCAUCUGUACCUGUUGAAGAGGCCUCUCUUCAGAACCCUGACCAAAAUUGCCCACCGAAAUGGCCCCUUAGUCUUCCUUCAAAUGGGAAAUCGUCCGGUGGUCGUAGUUUCAUCCCCGUCGACAGCGGAAGAAUGCUUGACUAAAAAUGAUAUAAUCUUUGCCAACCGCCCUCGGUUGAUGAUUGCCGAACACAUAGGCAACAACUGUAAGAGCCUCGCCUGGUCUCCUUACGGGGAACACUGGCGAAAUCUCAGACGAAUUACGUCCAUAGAGAUUUUAUCAACAUCCCGCCUGCAGAUGUUGUCAAGCAUACGUGCUGAUGAAGUUAGAUUGCUGAUUCGUAAGCUCUCAGAUCGUCAAGACAAGCCUGUUGAAUUAAAGACAGUGCUAUUCGAGUUGACCCUCAAUGUGAUGACAAGGAUGAUAGUCGGAAAGCCCUUUUACGGCGAGAAUGUGGCGGAUGUGGAGGAAGCCAAGAAAUUUCGAGCGGCUCAAGAUGAAUUGAUUGAGAUUUUUUCUGCAUCGAAUUACGGAGAUUUCUUGCCGUGGCUUAAAUCCAAGAAGCUGGAAAGAAGGAUGAUAGAGUGUCAGAGAAACAGAGAGCAGUUUAUCCUGAACCUGCUAGAGCAGAGUAGAAGAAAAUUGAAUAAAGAUGGUGGUGGAGAGAGGAAGAAGACAAUGAUUGAGAUGUUGCUGUCUCAACAAGAAUCAGAACCGGAGUAUUACACCGACGAGAUGAUCGGACAACUCAUGCUUCUUCUGUUGUCUGCAGGAACAGAAACUUCGAUCACCACCAUGGAGUGGGCAUUUUCGCUCCUUCUCAGCCAUCCGGAAGUAAUAAAAAAAGCUCAAAAAGAAAUCGAAAACGUCGUGGGUCUUGAUCGGCUGAUCAACGAGUCAGAUCUGGCUAAGCUUCCAUACCUCCGGGGUGUCAUAAGCGAAACGAUGCGGAUGUACCCUGCGGUUCCGCUAUUAUUACCGCAUGAAUCAACGGCGGAGUGCACGGUGGCAGGAUUUCGGAUUCCGGCUGGGACGUUAUUGUUCAUUAACGUGUGGGCUAUACAGAACGAUCCCAAGGUUUGGGAGGACCCGAAAAUAUUCAAGCCUGAGAGGUUUGAAGGAGUGGAGGGAACAGCGAGAGAUGGGUUUAAGUUGAUGCCAUUCGGGUCUGGCAGGCGGGCCUGCCCCGGAGACGGCUUGGCGUUGAGAGUGGUAGGAUUGACGCUUGGAUCUUUGAUUCAGUGCUUUGAGUGGGAAAGGGUUGGAGAGGAAAUGGUAGACAUGACUGAAGGAUUAACAGCGAUCGCCAUGCCAAAAGCUCAGCCGUUGCAAGCCAAAUGCCGCCCACGGGCCGCCAUGAUUAAGGUUCUUUCCCAAAUAUGAAAAGUACUCACUAUUUCCACCACCGUAAAAACACUUUCAGUUAAUGGAUGUCAUUACAUAUGGCAGCCAGGUUGCUUUAGUUUCGUUUAAUGUUAAUGUUGUUUCUAGUUCUUUUAGUUGCAUACUUGCAUUUUACAUCAUGUAUGGACUUUUCUGUUCAUGAACAACGAGCCUCCCCAAGUCCAUAGGCCAUUUAAUUAUUCUUAGCUUCUAGCUUAUGAUUUAUGUGGGAUUCGAUAUGGUAGGCUUUCUAAAAUAUUAUAAACUAUUUGUUUUUUU
Rubroshorea leprosula is the source of this 1799-nucleotide messenger RNA. Lineage: Eukaryota; Viridiplantae; Streptophyta; Magnoliopsida; Malvales; Dipterocarpaceae. The record is from the annotation of a GenBank genome assembly.